This is a messenger RNA of Tuber melanosporum (Perigord truffle), 1966 nucleotides long. RefSeq lists its product as uncharacterized. The coding region runs from base 1 to 1482 and encodes 493 amino acids. NCBI's taxonomy places the organism in Eukaryota, Fungi, Ascomycota, Pezizomycetes, Pezizales, Tuberaceae. The record is from RefSeq and is a predicted model, not a curated record. The transcript has a single exon.
AUGAAACCGUUGAGAUCUUCAAAGCCGAGCAUGCGCUCAAUAGGAAAUAUGUUGACCGAAAUGAGAGCAUUGGGGCUCACGUGCUGUUGUCAAAUGAGCCGAUGGUUGUACUGGAUGUUACAAAGGUGUGUAACAAUCAAAGUCAUGUGCAGACCGACGCUAAUAAUUCCCCAGGACUGGCGAUUAAAAGGGAACCCGCUAGUUAAGAGCGCACCGUAUAUUCGAUUUUACGCUGGUGCCCCAAUUAUCACUUUUGACGGGCGAACUAUCGGAGCAUUUUCGGUAUUCGAUGAUACGCCACGGGAUUCCUUCGGCGUUGGUGAGAGGCGAAAGCUGAUGGAUUUCGCUAGACUUGCCAUGACUGAGAUCGAGAAUGUUAUGGAGGAACGUGAUAUGCUUAGUCGACGGACUCCCACACCCAUCAUUGAUCUGCGAGUAUUGCAUGAGCAAGAUAAACAAUCACUUGUGGGUGAUUGGCCUAAGACUUCGAGGGAUGGAACUCCUGUAUCUCCAAAGUCCUCUUCUCCCAAGCUUGCCCAGAACCCAGCGAGCUCAAGAACAGCUCGGAAGCGUGAUGCCCCGACACCAGUAAACCGACCAGCAGCCAUUCGCCCUGGGGGAAGGCUCCCAACUAUCAACAUCCCAGUAGAGCCCGAGGAUGCUAGAAAUAGCAGGACUUCUGCCAAGAUCUCUGAUAUGCCUACUCCCCCGCAUACUCCCAGCAGACCUUUCUCCUUCACUACCAACAACUCGCGUCCUUUGAGCCUUACUGCUCCUCCGGGUUCGGUUGAUGUGGCUUCCUCUCCAGAUUCCCCAGAGGGCUGGUCUGCCGACCGCCGGGCGCAUUACAAGCAGCGAAAACCUCCGCCAAUCCAGACACCUGGGCCACGAGAGGUUCCACUUCACAUACCGUUUUCCUCUGGGCCAAUUACAUCUUUGGCUGAGUCUUCUUUUGCUACUUCCAUCAUUGCCCGAUCAUUAAACUACGAUUUUGUCUAUCUUCUUCGAGUGUCUCCAGUCACUUCGCAAGAGCCCAGGAUCCUUCCAUUCGAGCAAGAAUACGCUGGUGAUAACUUUCACACCAAGGUUCUUGUCGCACAUGGACUUCCUAACCCUCUUCCUGUCUUUGAUGCGAAUCUGCAUUUGCGAGCGCUUCGAAGUGUGGGAGGACUUGUUUACCAAAACCCCGCCAAGUCUCAGGAUGAGGACGAUGUUGGAUUCAGUUCGGGCAUACUGCUGCCUCUAUUGAGAGAUGGGAUUGACAAUAGCCCGGAUGAGGGCUACUCUUCAGCCACUACUACGAUCGGGGGAGGAUUCCAACAGAGCGAGACAACCUGCACUGGUGGAAUAGUAUUGGCAGCAUUCACCCGCAAAGAUGAGGGAGACCACCGGCCGCCUUUCACGGCGGAUGAAGUCCGAUGUCUUCGGGAAUUUGGAGAAGCAAUGAAGGAUAUUCUCCUUCGAGUCGAUCGAAAGUUUUAAACUUAUUUGUCUACCCGGGCGAAUUUUAUCCGAUCCGGAGACAUGUACACAAUACCGUUAUCAUUUCCCUUUGUUUAUCGACUUUAUCGGAAUUCCUGGAGUUUGGGGGAUAAUUGUGUUUUAUUUUCCGACCUGAUUUUGAUUUGAUGUCUUUCUUGUAUAAUCUUUCCUAACCCUCUGGCUGAGUGCGUCUUCGUUUAUCAUACUAUUUAUUUCCUUUUGUGGGGUCCUUUGGGGUGGAAAAAGGAAGGGAUUGGGGGUCUCAUGCAUGCUUUGGGUUUCUUUUGUUGAUAUCUCGCAUCUAUCUAUCUAUCUGUCUGUCUACCCGGUCUGGGACAAUAGGGGAAACUAUUCUUUUUGUUUGGUGGUGCGCUGGGUUCCAUCUAUAUUAACAUUUUACUUUUUGGCGGGGAAAAUGGAUAGGGCUCUCUUGGCUAUCUUGGAGUUUUUUUCCUUUUCCUUUUCCUUUCCCUUUACUUUUUUU